This is a messenger RNA of Vanrija pseudolonga, 1014 nucleotides long. RefSeq lists its product as uncharacterized. The record is from RefSeq and is a predicted model, not a curated record. Lineage: Eukaryota; Fungi; Basidiomycota; Tremellomycetes; Trichosporonales; Trichosporonaceae. Bases 1 to 1014 code for a protein of 337 amino acids. The transcript has 7 exons.
AUGACGGUCGCCGACCCGCUCGUUGUCGGCCGGCCGGUCCGCGUCCACCACCGCACUCGAGACCCCCUCGAGUCCUACUUCUCCCUGUAUCCCCCCGGCGAGCGCGGCUUACUCGACCCCGACGCCGCGCUCCCAAAGGUCGUAAAGACGCACGAUGACGUCGCGGCUUGCCUGGAGGCGUACCGGGGCCCAACGUUGGAUUCCUACCCCGUCCGAGUCCUCAUCAACUACAUUGACUGGAAGCUACACACCGGCAAGACGGACGAACAGGUUGUGUCCAAGCUCGAGCUGCUCGAGAUCCGCUUUCCGUCCUAUGUCCACGCGUUUGCAAUGGUUCGCGAGGCGCGCCGAUUCGGGCCGUCAGACGUCAUUCCUAUGGGCGGCCUCACGCCACUGGACCGUACCACGCCCAACGUUAUGGCCGCGUUGCGGGCCCUCAUGAGGACGCGCAAGGACGUGAUUUACUGCCUCGAGCGGUACCCCGGCAUCCCGUCGGAUGUAUACCCCGGCGAGGUGGUCCUCCGAUACCUGGACCUGAAGAAGCAUCGGGGCAAGACGCCGAAGCAGCUCGAGGCCAAGCUCGAGCGGUUAGAGCGGCUGGCCUACGCGUUCGCACGGUAUGGCAGAGGGCUGGGGCCUUCGCGUGUCCUCACGUGCAAGUGGCCCUCGGCGGAGGACGAGAUGCCGCCCGCGACGCCGCGGGCCGCCGAGGGCGACGACCAGAACGAGGUCUUCACCGACACCGACGGGUCCGUCCACAUCGUCCGGUACUUUGUCGAGCCGGCACCCCUCGGUGCAAGAGCCCUCAGCCUCUUGACCAUGGACAGCUUGUUCGACGGCGACUCGGACAACAGCCGGUCGUCGUCUCCGUCGGCCGGCUCAGAUACUCGCUCGGCACGCUCCGACAGCGCAUCCUCGGGCUCGGGCUCAGAUACCACCCGCCCUCGGCCCGUCGACUCGGACGAGUACAAGAUCAUCGUGCCGUUCAAGAAGGUUCGCGGCAGAAAGAUGUAG